GCAGGAAGUAUCAAUCGUAUCCAUUAGUGUUGUGGUCCAUGUAGAUAAGACUUAAGUUGUCAUAACAGUAGGCACGCAUCACGUAUGAGUCAUGUCGAAAUACUUCUUCCCUCCCUUCUCUCCCCUCUUCCCUCUCUUCUCCCCGCCUCAUCUCGCCGUGGAAUGAUACAAGAAAGCGUCAAUAAAACGGCUCGCCCGGUGCUGCCUCUGCUCAGAGAGAGAGGACAACACCGCAGCGUCUGUACGAGCCUUUUACACCAACGGGCUCGUGUGUGUGCCUGAGCCGUUCAUUAAGCCUUCGAGGUCGGCUUGUGCUCUGAGCUUCUACCGCUGACUGAAUUCACCGCCUCAGGGCUAACACUUCGAACCGGCAAUGGGCUCCUCUUGGGUACUGGUACACGUUGUUGUGUCUCUCUUGGUUCUGCUAGGUUCGGCGGCCAAGGAUGAGCACAACAUUGGACAACGUGAGAUGUCCUUUGACACCAUCAUGCAAGAGAUGCAGUCACCAGAUACAUUUGUGAUGCAGCAAGAGGCAGACCUGACUGAUCUCAUUGAUCCAAAGGAGUUCGUCAUAGAGCAGGAGCCAGAUAUGUUGGACACCCCAAGAGGGAGAGGUUCCAGGCCAGGAGCCAUGUCACCUCGAAGACGUCACCCAGGUUUUGGCCCCCGUUCUCACCCACCCGUGCUGGACUAUCACGUUCAGUUCCCCCUCGGCCGGCCCACCUCCGACAAUCUGGAAGCCCUCUGUCUCCAUGGAGACCUUCGUCCUCGCUACCCCAACUCGUUCUUUCCCAGCUCAGGAUUUGGCCAGCAGCGGCGCAGGGCGAGUGCUGUCAAUAACGCAGAGGCGUGGUUUGGCACAUGCUGCAAAGACAACCAGACGUGGGGAAGGGAGGUGACUCUGUGCUGCGCCACGCAGGCGUGGGAGCUGUCCUUGGAAACAUUCUGCGAGGAGGAUUCAUCCGUGAAGGAUCGACUUUAUCACUGCUGCAGACAGACAGGCAUCGAGAGGCUCCUCUGUUUCCAAAACGACGCUCAGAAUCCCAGCUACGAGCCAACAGAGGCGUUGCCUGUGGUCCCGCUUCCCGCAACAUUUGACUUCAGCUUUGACAGAAACACUUGUCACAGCACUCAGCAGAGCGUCAGCGGAAGCAGAGAAACACAGCCGUCUACUUCUCAGAAAAGUGAUAUCAACUUUCCCCCUGGCCGCCCCAAUGAGGAUAACGUGGAAGGGCUGUGUCGCAACCAGAAGCUGCGACCUCUGUUCAGCCUCAAGUGCCUCCCCAAUACCGGCUACGAGAUGGUGGCUCGUCAAGCCAAGAUGAUUAAUCGCGUGGAGAAGGGAUUCAAACAGUGCUGCAAGAAGAAGCAGGAUGUCGUCGCGUGUGCUGAGCAUAAGUGGCGUGCUGAGCUCAACAGGUUUUGCUCCAGUAAGAAGGGCGGUAAGGCUGAUCACCACUGUUGUCGUGGCGUCAGCGCCGGCGAUCGCUUCCACUGUUUCCAAUCAACGUCUCCCGACCCACAAUACAACAUGACCUUGUCCUCCGAAGAGCUCGCUCCUAAAGUCUGUAAGGCGCGCAAGAUCAUCAAGAAAGUGUUACCUCUUGACUUUCCCGUCCAAUACAUUCUGAACGAGUGCUGCGCCCUGGCACCACAAAACCAAAACUCUUGCUUUUUUCAGAAGGUUGAGGGAACGUCCAACAGGAUGUGUUCCAGCAGGAUGCGGCUGGCGUCCCCGUCAGCCGCCCGCCACAAGGAUCCUAUGGAGGUGCCAAAGUGCAUCACCGACUUUGUCAUGGAUGUCAUCACCAAGUCAACCAAAGUCUCCAACCAGAAGAAGAAUAAAAGGUGUCCUAUUUAAACAUCUACGAGCUACCAGCAGCUAACACUUGCAAUCAAUGCACAGAACGUAUUCAUCUUGCACAAAUACCACUUUUUAACACGUGGGCCAAAUUUGUGCUUCGUCUACUGCCAGUAUUAUUUGUAUCUUUUAUAUAGCAUCUCACACACACACACACGCAUGUUCCAUACUAAAUAAACUUUAAAAGUUUUUAAUGCUUACUUUAUAAACCAGACUGAUGUCUGUGUCACUGUACCACUAUUUUUUUUAAAGGGUGCUUUUUGGUUGAUUCCUUUUCUUCAAUCUUGUCAAGAUCACACGCAAAAUUGUUGGAAUAAAGUUUUUAAAAUUUU
Dunckerocampus dactyliophorus (ringed pipefish) is the source of this 2193-nucleotide messenger RNA. RefSeq names its product extracellular matrix protein 1-like. Gene Ontology annotation, biological process: signal transduction; regulation of bone mineralization. Bases 374 to 1861 code for a protein of 495 amino acids. Lineage: Eukaryota; Metazoa; Chordata; Actinopteri; Syngnathiformes; Syngnathidae. The transcript has 11 exons. Gene Ontology annotation, cellular component: extracellular region. The record is from RefSeq and is a predicted model, not a curated record.